AUGUAUCGGAAGUUGUCUAAGUUAGAACACUCGGAAAUAAAACAACUUCUUACAGAAGCUAAUAUAGAUGUUGCAAAGCAUUACGCAACAAACAAAAAAGCACUCGCUGACCUCAAUGACUAUAAUGGUGCAAUAAGUUAUGAUAGAAUUCAUGAGUUCAUAAAGCCGCAACGCGGCGAGGACGAAGUCCAUGCAAGAGCAUUUCCUUUAAAUGACGUUGCUAUUGACUUAUAUCAUAGACGUUCAGUACCUCAUGAAGUAAGAAGAGAAAUGUUUGACAUAACAAAUGCAAACGUUGGUGAAACAAGAAGAAGAGACGACACACUGAAACAACAGAGAAGAGAGAUGUUUAAGAGCGCUAUAGAACAAGUUCGCAAAGCUAACGAUGUCAUUCGUUCCAUUGACGACAAACCAAAAGAAGGUGAGAGAUGGUUAAAGAAAGAUGAAGAGAAUAGGAAGAGAAAUGUGAAGUCAGGCAAUAGACUCAUUGACUUUAACAUCGAAGCUUUAGAUGAACCAAACAGAGACUACUUACACAAACAUUUCGGUAAGGUUUUCAUGAGACUCUUAGAGAAAAUUAAAAUAAACUCACAACAGAGAUGGAUGGUAUGUUAUAAACUUGGUGGAAAGUAUGAAUGUUCUACGUUAAACCUCAAUAAUAUUGGAACAUUACUACAUCAGCUCUUGAAGGAGAACUUUAUAUCAGAGAUAGAAGCAAAUGCUGCAG
Molecule: messenger RNA, 727 nt
Organism: Trichomonas vaginalis G3
Lineage: Eukaryota; Parabasalia; Trichomonadida; Trichomonadidae
Product: organellar and viral DNA polymerase type B
Exons: 1
Source: RefSeq, a predicted model, not a curated record